UAUAGGUAGGUAGAGGUACGCAACAAUGACUAAUGAAUCCCCAAGAAUUUCUACGUCUUUAUACGAGUAAUUGUGCGACAAUUUUUUCUUCAGUAUUAUUCGAACCGUCGUUCAAUGUGUAAUAAUAUUGUAAUUGAAAGUGAUACUAAAAUUGUACACAAUAUCGCGAGUUAAUGCGCGAAAAAUGAGCUCAGCAGUUCGGUGUGAUAAGGUGUUAUCAGAAUUAUUGAUAAGGAAAUGAAUUAAAUGCAAAUGCAAAUGAACUACCUAAACGUCGAUUUUCACAGUAUUUUAAAAUAUUAUUAAUUCUUAAUAAAAUAUAAAGAAUAUGUUCUCGUAGCGUAUUUUUUAUUGACUCAUUUCGGUUCGAUUCCACUAUUCAUUUUCAUUUCCACAUGUUGAAGUUCUCGCCCACACGUUGAAAAAUGAUCUCAGUGUUUCAUUGUUAAUUCAUUCAUAUAAGUUCCGGUGGCAAACGAACCAAAACAAGUUCCAAAAAACAAAUGUAUGAGUGGCAAAAUGGCCAGAAUUGUUAAAUAUCUUCUGUACGGUUUCGGAGGUGUUUUCCUUCUACUAGGAUUGGCAAUUACAGGAUUUUGGAGACCUCUCUAUCGUCAUUUGUUAGCCUCUAAUCUCGCAUUAACCAAUGGAAGUCAAGCCAAAGAAUUGUGGACUAAUGGUGCGGUUCCUCUUUACUUUAGAGUGUACAUGUUCAAUUGGACGAAUCCAAUUCAAACAUUAGGUCAUAUAGAAAAACCUAAUUUCGAAGAAAAUGGACCUUACACAUUUAGAUUUCAACAAUUAAAAUCUGAUAUUGUGUGGAAUAAUAAUCACACUGUUACGUAUAAUGGUCGACGAGUUUGGGAUUUCGUUCCUGAAAAAUCUAAAGGCAGUCUUACAGAUAUCAUCACUAGUAUUAAUGUAGUCGCUGUGUCAAUUGGUGAUCAAGCCAGAUGGUUGAAUCAUUUUGACAAAAUAUUAGUAAACCAGCUACUCGCUUAUAAUGAAAAACAAUUGUACGUCACAAAAACCGUAGAAGAAUUGCUCUUCCAAGGAUAUCAAGAUAAGAUCUUGGAUUUGGGCAAAAUAUUAAAGAAAUACAUUAAAAAUUUCGACUAUAUGACCGAUAAAUUCGGAUGGUAUUUUGGAAAAAACGAAAGCCAAGUUGACGUUUACAAUAUCCACACUGGCACAGAUAAUAUCGACGUGCUCGGAAACGUACACGCUUGGAAUUAUAAAACUCAAUGCGGAGUGUACUCCGGUCGAUGCGAUCAAGUACACGGAUCUUUGGGCGAUCUAUGGCCUAUGAAUAUCACCGAAGGAGACAUCGCUUCGUUAUUUAUAUCGGAUUUAUGCGGAGCUUUCGAUAUGAGUAAAAUCGGACCGAGAGAAUUAUACGAUGUCGAAGGUGUUCGUUUCGCUGGUACCGAGCGAACUUUCGAUAACGGUGGAAAAUACCCGGAAAAUAGCUGUUAUUGUAAAGAUAACCAGUGUACUAUGGCACCCGGUGUACGAAAUCUAUCCGCUUGUUUACGAGCUCCAAUUUACGUAUCGUUUCCUCAUUUUUAUUUGGCUGAUCCGAGUUACACGAAAGAUAUCAACGGUAUGAAUCCAAGUGCUGAGAAGCACGAGUUCUCUUUCACUAUGCAGAAGGAUUCAGGUGUCAUGAUGGAGAUCUUCGCUCGACUUCAAAUCAACGUCAAAGUUGAAGCUUUUCAAGGAUUAAAUUUCUUCUCGAAUUUACCCAGCAUGUUAGUUCCUUCGUUAUGGUUUGAUCAAUACAUCGAAAUGCCCGACGAGUUCAAACGAAAGUUAAAAUUCGGCUUCAAUCAAGUUCCAAAUUUAUUAGCAGCCAGCGGAUUUGUGUUCGUUAUCUUAGGAGCUUUACUUCUGGUCUCCGGAUUCGUCGUCGCACGUUUGAGUUACUCUUCGGUUCCUUACACCGUGGGCGAUAUUUGAUUUCGAAUCGCCAUCUUCCUAAAGAAACCUGUGCCAUAUUUCAACCCUCCGAAGGAGACUGGAGAGAUGCCUAUCGUUCAAUCGUACAUUUCAUCUCAUUUAAUCAGAACAUUAUCCAUUAUUUUGGUUGCAAGUUGCUCUAGUCAAAUUGAACAUCGCAUUUUGAAACGUUGUUAUUCUACGAACUGCCCGGGAAUAGUUUACGUAUUUUUAAUGUGGGGUGUUUUGAAAUCAGGUGUGAGUAUUUUUCGUCUGUUUUACUCGAAUCAAAAAAAAAUAUUGAAAGUGAAACACGUGGGAACGAUGAGUAAGAAGUGAUAAAUGAUAAUGCUCGAAUGAUUUAAUUUUUUUUUUCGUUGAAAUAAUUUUGUGAUAUCAUUAUAACAAACCGUAUUUUUAAAAUGGAAUAUAUAUUGUGUAAAAAAUGGAAAUUAUUCAUUCGUUUCAAGGCUGAUUUAAUUAUUUAUUAUUUGUAUCGUGUGUAAAGUUUACUAUUUUACGAAAAGAAAAUAUCGAAUACAUUUUCAUCCAGUGGA
Planococcus citri (citrus mealybug) is the source of this 2495-nucleotide messenger RNA. Its product is annotated as protein croquemort-like. Lineage: Eukaryota; Metazoa; Arthropoda; Insecta; Hemiptera; Pseudococcidae. The transcript is spliced from 9 exons. The coding region runs from base 508 to 1959 and encodes 483 amino acids. The record is from RefSeq and is a predicted model, not a curated record. Gene Ontology annotation, cellular component: membrane; cytoplasm. Gene Ontology annotation, molecular function: scavenger receptor activity.